Messenger RNA from Zootermopsis nevadensis, 2470 nucleotides. It is a transcript of the gene Lamtor1, whose product is annotated as Late endosomal/lysosomal adaptor, MAPK and MTOR activator 1. Lineage: Eukaryota; Metazoa; Arthropoda; Insecta; Blattodea; Termopsidae. Gene Ontology annotation, molecular function: guanyl-nucleotide exchange factor activity; molecular adaptor activity. The record is from RefSeq and is a predicted model, not a curated record. Gene Ontology annotation, cellular component: late endosome membrane; Ragulator complex; lysosomal membrane. Gene Ontology annotation, biological process: cholesterol homeostasis; cellular response to amino acid stimulus; endosomal transport.
CAACACCAAUAUAUUUGGUGUGACUGCAAACCAGCUUCAGCGACAUCUGUUAUAAUGUUUUAUAUUUCAACGAAGGAAGGCAAACGAUAAUCGUUCAAAUUUAAGUAAAGUUAUCUGUUUUAGGGUUUUAGUGCACAGAUUAAUCCAGUACAAUUAAGUCGUGUUGGAAUAAGUGAAAUCUAGUAAUAACAGAUUAAAGACUGCUGAAGACAUGGGCUGUUGCUAUAGUUGUAAGGAGGAUGGUUCGUCGCAGGGUGGUGAAGUCAGUGAAAGGACACAUUUAUUGGUAGAUCCUGUUAGCAACAACACAAAUAUUCAGCGAGUCCAGAGUGAUGACUUCAUUGGAUGUUACUCAACUUCCUUGCCAAAGAAGACUGAUGAGCAGUCUGCUCUUAAUCGAAUCCUUCAAGAAACUGCAACAAAUGUAAUAGAUGUUGCAGCUUCAGAUUCACACAAUUUGGAACAGCAUGAGUAUUUGGACAGAGUGAAACAUUAUACACAAAAAUUACAAUCCAUGUCCCGAUGGACACCUCCACGACGUCCACCAUGUCUCCUUGUGGACAUUCCAGCUCCAGAGAAGUUGCUAGCAGCUGAACCUUUAACAGAACAAGAUCUGCAUUUGAUCACUACGGCUAUAGAGGAGGCAGAUGCUGCUCUUGUAGAACUGAGAGUAGAGCAUAAAGAAGACUUAGUAGUGCCAUUCAGAAUCCCUUGAAAUGUUGCAUCAAAGCCAAAUAAUAUAAACUGUGAAUGCUGUCUGGUGUCUGCUGCAAUAUUUUCAUGAGGAUGUGAAGGCAGUUCAAUUUGUGAUAUGAAUGACUAUGGGCAACAUUUAUAUAUAAUGUAUAUAUAUACAGAAUUUCUGACUGACUGAAGUGUUAUGUGUUUAUGCUUUAUUGAAACUACAGACACUUUGUGUGGAUGUAAUGUGUAUCAUGCAGUAAAUGAUCACGAAGUUUGACAUUUAUUAAGCCAAAAAAGAAGUGACAUUCUCUCUCUCUCUCUCUCUCUAUCAGUAUAUAUAAUUAUAAAUGGUUUAUAUGUUUUAACUCUAUUUAAUCAUGUUUGUUACAUCUAAUUAUAUAAAUAAGGGAUAUGUAAGGUUCAUUAAAAACACUGUAAUAAACCUUGCAUCAACUUCUUUGUGCUGUAACUUCUUAGUUGAGAUAACUUGUAUGAGCUUAUUGUUGAAACAUACAAAUGAUUGAGAUUUAUGGUUUGAUAGUGGUUUUCAUGACUAGUACUUUUUGUUAGACAGAUUUAUUUGACAGUGAUAGCAGUGUGGAGGAGAGAACUUGGAUUAUGUGAUUGUAACUGUAAUUUAUUUAUGUUUUCUAACAGUUAUUUGUAGUAAUAAGCGUGUUUUGGAUUAAUUUCGUAAUUAUGAAAUAGCUGUAAACUGCAACCGUUGUUCAGUAUGCUAUAUGAAAUUUUCAAGCUAAGCGAAACCUGAGAAUGUCAAUUAUCGUAAUCCAAUUUCAUUGCAGUCUGUGAUGUUCACUAUAUCUAUUAAGAAGACUUACAAGUCUUGUAUAUAUGUAAAAUAAAUAAGAUAGAAGAUUUCCCCAUGUAAGGACCUAUACACAUUCUUCUGAACACUACACUUUACUGUAUAUUGGUAUCAUCAUGAUAUUUAGCUGUUUAUCAUGCUGUUACCUUGCGGAACAGUAAAUAGUAGCAGAAAAUACUAUUUUAUUUUAUAAUUCACACCCAGUUUUCAGUGAAUUUUCUGGUCAAAUACUUGGAUGUGCAUUAACUUUACUUUUGAAAAUGGUACACAUAUAUCUCUUGUCUAUUUGACCUGUACAUAAAAAUGAAUGUUUUUCUGCAUCACAGUGGCUUGUCCACAGGGUAAUCAUCAAUACAGGUCUGCUGCCACAAUAUUUUUUAUUGAUGCCAUCUUUCGUAUUAAUCAGAUGCGUGAAACAGAAACAGUAGUAUAUAACCAGUUUGGCUACUUGAGGUGCUGACAUGCAGUGGUCACUCUUUUCACAAUGCCAUUGAUUAACAAUAUUUAAAUUGACAAUCUGUCUCGUGAUUUCAAGUAUUUAGUUAAGACAUUAACCUCUAAAAAUUACAUUCCUGGUAAAUGUACAUUUAUAAUAAUUUCAGGGAAAAUACUGCAUCAUUCACUAAUUGUUUGAUCUUCACACACAUCAUCUUACCAGAGGAACUAAACUCUCUCAUGAAAUAAAAAAAAUUAUAAGAAUCUAACAAAAGAGGAAUAUGUGCUCAAAUUUUACAGAUAUUUUCCAAAUGUUUGCUGUGUGAUGUGUAGGAUUACUUCAUUAACCCUGAUGUUCAUUUGUUACUGAUACAGAUUUUACUUCCCCAUCAGAUGAAAAAGGUCAGUUGAAUUUGUUAUUAAAUAUCACAAUUGAAAGCUGGAGAAAAUAUUAGUGAAAUUAAUGAUAUGGGAUAAGAGUGACCAACAUGUAUUAUCUAUUGUUAUAAAGUAUUCAUACAGCUU